AUGACUGCAAACGCAACAGAGUUCAUGAGGAUGUCUGCUUACGACCUGAUGCAAGAGGCCAAAAAGCGGAACAUUCUCCACACUGGAAGUCGUGGUGUUCUAGCAGUUCGCUUAACUUUGUUUGAAGACCCAGGCAUCUUGGCAGCCUGCCCUGCCUUGAUGGCUAGGGUUGCAGCCCAAACCAGCUUGGAGCUUCCCAAGCCACCUCCUGUCACUGCAGAGCACGGUGUGCAAGCCGGUGAGUCGUGGGUGCAGGGGGUGGAAGAAGUUCCUGAAGCGGAGGCUAUGUGCACUCCAGAGAAACAGAAGCCAGUGGCUUCGCCAUCUUCGUCUUCACCUCCCAGCCAGAGUAGCGGGUCCAGACGCUACCAACUCCGGGAAGACUUGCAGAAAGCCAGCCCUGAUGGAUCCGGACAAGCAGAGGCAACAUUCUGCGAUGUCUGCGAACCUGCGCGAGCAGGUUUUCUGCGUUUCAAGAUUGAGAAUGGCAAGCAGCUACUGGGCUGUUGGGUGUGCAUGGCGUAUGAAAAGAAGGGGCACAAGUUGCGAGGGAGACAAAGUUUGGGUCGAUAUCAGCUUCUUAUCAGCAACAAGAACAACCACUCGAAGGAGCUAUUAGACCAGCACGUGAGGCAGCCGGCAGGCGACCACUCUCUUGCCUUGCAAUGCCUACGGCAAGAAUAUGGCGGAGAAUCUGAGGAAGCCCCUGCUGUGAAGAAGCGCAGGACGGUCAGUCUUAGUCCUUUCGAAGACCACGCUAUCUUCUUGGCAUACACUUGCCUUCGGCUAGGGCUCACCGAAAAAGAUUUUCAUACCAUGUCCCAGACUGCCUAUUCUUUGGGUGCGCAGAUUUCAGAAGCCCAUUGGUCUUCUCGAUUCUACAAAGAGGUUACCACAGCGGCUGCCACGAACCUCUGGGAGCGACUCGUGGCCAAGGUGAAGGGCAGCGAUGUGCUUUCCAUCUGUGCAGAUGAGGAGCCGGAAAGUGCGUAUUGGGAAGUCAGGCUGCUGCAUCAAAAGAGUCACGAUGGCUUAUGCGAGCAGACUCUGAAGUCUUUCUGUCAGAGUGCUUUGACUCCUGAGGAGCUCAGCUCCAGACUGAUCGCCUUUUGCGCCGAUGGCGCCACUGUGUGUGGAACUCAACGCGGUGGAAAGCCAUUAGCUGCCCCUUGUGCUGGUCCACGGGGGAACCUAGCGGAGAGCUUGUUGCGCUUCAAGCGCGGCUUCUCGACAGAGAGUUUGUUCACAGUGUGGUGUAGCUCGCAUAGAUGCGAGUUGGUGGCUAAGCGCAUUGAGGACCACCCUGCUGCAUUUCCUCUACUGCGCAUUGUGCGCCGCUUAUGCGCCCACAUUAGCAGCAGUACCACUGCGCAAGGCCACAUGGCCGCUUUGCACAAACUCUUAGAGGAUGGAUCCAGCCCGCACAAGCUAUCAUAUGCUCCUCAAAGGUUCAUUUCCCACGCCCAACCUGCUCGGGUCUUGAUUGAUUCCUUUGAAUGCAUUGCCAGCUACUUGCACGAGCUCGCGGGCAAGGAUGGUGAACAAGGGGCAUGGGCCAGGGCAAUGAACGCCGAUGUCAAGGAAAUGCGAUCGUGGCUGCUUGUGUCCAUCAUCGCAGAUCUUUUGCUGAUCCUGCGCAGAUUAAAUCUGCGUACGCAGAGGUCAGAUGUCCGGGUGCUCCAAGUUGAUCCAUUGUUAGAUGCUUGCCGAGAAGAGAUUGAGGACUACAUGAAGCCGGGUACCGGUGGUCUUGCUCGUGGCUUGAAAGAGGUGUUUCAGCCGCAUUCCAGUGCAGCGGGUGCUGAGAGCAAGGUCAUGAGUUUUUGCAAACGUGUGCACGUCAAGACUCUUGGAGUGCGCAUCUUGUCCUGUACAUUCAAGUUUGGGCGGCAGGGGGAAUACGCUUUGCGCAUCACCUACCAAACCUUGGAUGAGUGCGUGGAGGCAGCCCGUGAAAUCAAAGAGAUUAUCUUUCAGGAUCUGGAAAGUCGAUUUGCGCACACUGGUGUGGCCAAGUUUUUUUACGUCUUGAGCCCUUCCUACGAAGAUCUUCCAGAGCAACCGUUUGAUCGUGCUAUGCAUGGCUUGGCGAAGCACUUUGACAUGGACGCCGGUGUGCUUGCUGAAGAGUUUCGGCAUGUCCUACGCCUGAAAACCGCGCAUUUGGCGCAACAUCCGCAGAAGAAGACCUUGCCACCGCACAGCUUCUGGCCUUCGCUGCUUUUGCAGAUCAGGUCAACAACCCCUUGCUGCUAUCGGGUCAUUGCGGCAUGCAUCAUCCUUUCCUACCAAAAUACGGACGUGGAGCGAGACUUAGCCCUUCUGAAGCGUGCGCACGAGAGGUCGCAGGGCCAGUGCGGCGAUGAAACCACGGACCACAGAGCCAGGAUCCGGAUAGAAGGGCCUGCUUGUUCCAAGGAUCGAAAUGGCCGCGUGGACGAGUUUCUCCAGAGUGUGGCUGAGGAGUGGGGGUCUGCAAAGAGACGGCAGGCAAACCCAUGCGGAAGCAAGCCUGUAGGCCCCCAGGGCUCGAUGCCGCAAAGGGCGCGUCUAAAUGCUGCCGGCUCCAACCGAGAGAUCAUGAAUGUUGAGGUUUCCGGAGAGCCAGCUCCGAACGAGGGUGGCGACCAGGAAAUCAACCCAGAAGCCUUGUGUGCAUUCCUCCGAGCAUGA
Messenger RNA from Cladocopium goreaui, 2673 nucleotides. NCBI's taxonomy places the organism in Eukaryota, Dinophyceae, Suessiales, Symbiodiniaceae. The record is from the annotation of a GenBank genome assembly.